AUGGAUCUGAUUCCGCCGUCGUACGAGUCCGCCACGGACCGAGAUGCAUGGGCCAUCAUAGCCCACUACAUUCCCUCGAGUGAUCUUUGUGCAGCCUCACUAGUCUGUCAUCGAUGGCACGAUUUGUUUAUGCCCUUUUUGUGGGGAGACCCGGCAUCGCAUUUCGGCACGGAGAAUGAUGCGGUUUAUGUCGCUCUUACAAGGUUUCGCAGGACCCUCAAAUAUGCCAGGCGAGAGGUGCGGGCGAUGACCCACACACUUCAUCUUCCCCCUGCUCUCUCGGAGAUCUAUGGUGGCCCGCGGCCGGGCUGGCUGAGAGACAUCUUGGAGUAUUUGCCUUGUCUGCAGUCCCUGAUAGUCUCGAGACUACCAUUCUUCGACCACAAUGCGAUGUAUGCAUUGAAGAGCCAUCAGAGCUCGACGGUGUAUAACGUCCGUCUUCUGCUGGCGGAUCAUGAGCCGAACACGACCUCAGCAGGUCUGGCAGAGACACUGCUUCGCUUUCCUUUGUUGACCUAUUUGGAUCUUUCAUAUACGCCACCGGCACGAGAUCGAAGUGUUUUGUCUUCUAUAUCUCAGCUGGAAAACCUGCAAGUGUUGAAGCUGCGCGGUAUCGGGUUGAAGGAUGGUGACGCCGAGUUCCUGGCUAAUGCAAUCGGGAAACGCGUUCGCCUCUUGGACCUAAGCAAGAACAUGCUCACUGAUUUGGCGGUUCGUUCCCUGUUGCAAGCCUCGUUCAUGCCUCCGGACUCCCAGGUUCCACCGCACCUACAGCGUACGGGAUUAUCUACGGACCUCGUAUCUCAAACGACACCCCGGAGCCCCGCAACAGAUUUCAUGAGGUCUCCCGACCUCGAUGAUCAAUAUUUAAAGUUUCUGGCUCGGCCGAUAACGGACAAUCCUUGGAUCGAAUACUUACCGCGCACGGGAAUCACCCAUCUAUACAUCGCAAACAAUCAGAUCACUGUCGAGGGAGUAGCGAGUCUCUUGGCUUCGUCUCGUCUACAUGCUCUCGAUGUCGGAACGGUUCUUAGCGCAAAUAUGGUCUACAAAUCAUUAGCUUCAAAGUACGGGAAAUAUCCCGGCGCAGAGAAGCUGGUGCCUUUAUUGGGGACUGUUGCCGGCGACAAUUUGACUUACUUCCGUGCACAUCACGCAGUGCUCACAGCUGAGCCUCCAGCCAAAGAUGUGGCACCUAUUACUGGAUUCUUGCCGGAGCUUGCAGCUAGCGAGGCACCUCAUGAAUUUGAGCUGGAUACUUCGCGUGAGCUUUCUCGUGGAGCUGAGUUGAAUGCCUCGCAGGAAAUUCAUGAAUUACCAGGGGGAGUACCGCCGGUCUACGAACUUGCAGACUCGUCCAUCACAGAGUCAACAAGCACAAUAGCAGCUCCGACUCAAACUCGAAAAUUGGCAAAUUCUUACGAAGAUGAACCUCUCCCUUCAGUCAGGCGUGGAUCGGCUUUUGCGCCGGAGGUUAUCCAGACAAAUGCCGACGGAGACAUCAAUUCUGUGAUCUUCAGUCCAAGGAGGACGGGGACAUCGAAGUCAUUGCAAGCUUCAGAGGAUGGAAUUUUAUCGUCUGUCCCUGGGACUUCGGCUUGUCCUGACGCAAUGGAUCCCAACUCCCUCCAGUCAAUCGCCCAGUGCGGGUCUCCUGUCUCGACGGAUGACCCUCUAGCGAAAAAAAUACAGGAACUUCUGGCAAAGCGUCCUCGAAAUCAAUCUCUUCCUCUCCGGGGUGGCAAAGAAAGUCGUUUCCCCUAUCUUCAUCCUUCUCAUAUUCCUCAUUUAGAGACUCUUGUGUUGACGGAUGUCCCGUCACAUAUCCCACCAAACUCUUCGGUCCUCUACACCCUCACCCGAUUCAUCACGGCCUGUUCCAACGAAGCAUUACUUGCAACCCUCCAGGCCGGCUCCGAUUACUCCCUUCCUCCAGGACAAGCACGCAUGCAAGCCGAACAGCAACGUUCCCGUUCUCUCUUCGGUUUACGACGAAUAAUCCUUGAAAUUGUCCCUACUGGUGCCUCGUCUCGACUCACCACAUGGAAACCUGCUAGCGAGCACAACGGCGUGUCAUAUUCAAGCACCGGCGACCGCGAUUCAGAGAACCUAUGGGCCGCAGCUUCCAGUGACUUCAGCUUCUUCGGAGAGGAAGAAUGCGGCAUCAUGGAGAAUGAUCCUGGAAAAUACUUCCCCAUGGCCGCAUUCAACGAGAAAGUCUCACUCCUGCCCUCGGACGACGACUCAACACAUUCUGAGACGGAAUCCCCCCUGCACGGUCGCCAGCACUCACGAUCCAGUGUGAUGUCCGUUACAACUUCAAUGUCCAGCCCACCACGAGAAGCCGAUCAAAGCAAACAGCAAUUGCUUCAAGAUGUCGACGUGGUGACAGAACUGGCCGCCUUUCGUCGGACCAAGAAAGCCGAGUAUGAACAGGCAGUGAAGCGAGAAAGAGGGCGUCGUAGUACAAACGGAUCAGGGAUAUCGGGUUUCCACACGACACCUGGGCCGCAGAUCUCACUGGCACAUUUCGUGGAAGGUCAUUGGAAAGGAGAGGUCAAGAUCGUGCGGAAUCCUACUCCCAAGGUCCGCACCGGGAUGGUAGACAUGUAUGGAAACUACUUCGAGAAGGGGUAUCUAUACCCAUAG
This is a messenger RNA of Penicillium cinerascens, 2649 nucleotides long. Its product is annotated as F-box protein. The transcript is spliced from 2 exons. Bases 1 to 2649 code for a protein of 882 amino acids. Gene Ontology annotation, molecular function: protein binding. The record is from RefSeq and is a predicted model, not a curated record. Lineage: Eukaryota; Fungi; Ascomycota; Eurotiomycetes; Eurotiales; Aspergillaceae.